Messenger RNA from Schizosaccharomyces osmophilus, 180 nucleotides. RefSeq lists its product as uncharacterized. The record is from RefSeq and is a predicted model, not a curated record. Bases 1 to 180 code for a protein of 59 amino acids. NCBI's taxonomy places the organism in Eukaryota, Fungi, Ascomycota, Schizosaccharomycetes, Schizosaccharomycetales, Schizosaccharomycetaceae. The transcript is spliced from 2 exons.
AUGAAAAUGCUCACUUUUGUCGGAGGAAUGGUUUUCUCCACUGCUGUAAACAAACGUUACGAACCUCUUUCUCCUGGCGAGUAUGAGCUGAGCUUUUAUCGACGAAACUUUUGCUUCACGUCUGCGAUUACAACCAAACCAAACUUGGAAGCAAAUAUGGAUAAUUAUCAAAUUCUUUGA